AUGUGCGAAUUCAGGUGGAAUCCUUUCCGUUCUUCGCUUGUCUCUCCCUCAGAGCUUCAUUCAGCCCUUUCCAAUGGGUCGUCUUCACCCCGCCGGAUCGUCCCAGUGGCAGCGGGGCGCGAAUCAGCCUUGAAGGCUUAUGAAGCCAAACAUAUUCCAGGUUCUGUGUUCUUCAAUGUAGACCAGAUCCGCGAUACUGAGUCUCCAUACCCAUUUAUGCUCCCCUCGCCAACCCACUUUAGCGUCUGUAUGACCGAACUUGGGCUUCGUGCAGAUGACAUACUUGUAAUAUACGAUACGAUUGAAACCGAAUUCUAUUUUUCACCACGUGUAGCAUGGAUAUGUCGCCAUUUUGGACAUGGUGAUGUUCAUGUUCUGAAUAAUUUCCCGCAGUAUGUCGACCAGGGAUACGAAGUGCUCGAGGGCCAUCAACCUGAGGGACUCGUAGCUGGGGAGAGAUACCCCGUGCAAAACCCACCAGUGUCGAAAGAUGUUAUUGAGUUCGAUGAGUUACAUCAAUUACUUUCUGCCGACAAAACUCAGGACCAAACUUGUAACUCAUAUCAGAUCCUCGACUCUAGACCAGAGAGCCAAUUUUCUGGGAUGGAUAGCGGAGCCAUUACAGGACAUAUGCCCACUGCGCUAAAUAUACCACUCAGUUCCCUGCUAGGUUCAGACAAAAGACUUCUUCCUGCCCCGCAACUGAAGGAACUGUUUCAAGAAAAGGGCGUCCAUGAAACAAUGCCCGUGAUUUUGACGUGUAACUCAGGCACGACAGCCACUUCACUGGGACUGGCAUUAGGUGCGUGUGGUUAUCACAUGGAGAAGAGGCUUUAUGAUGGGAGCUGGUUUGAGUGGAGAGAGAAAGCGACAAAAGAGGAAGGAUUGAUUGUUGUGGAUUGA
This is a messenger RNA of Talaromyces stipitatus ATCC 10500, 903 nucleotides long. RefSeq names its product thiosulfate sulfurtransferase, putative. NCBI's taxonomy places the organism in Eukaryota, Fungi, Ascomycota, Eurotiomycetes, Eurotiales, Trichocomaceae. The record is from RefSeq and is a predicted model, not a curated record. Gene Ontology annotation, cellular component: mitochondrion. Gene Ontology annotation, molecular function: thiosulfate-cyanide sulfurtransferase activity. The transcript is spliced from 2 exons. Bases 1 to 903 code for a protein of 300 amino acids. Gene Ontology annotation, biological process: transsulfuration.